Megalops cyprinoides (Indo-Pacific tarpon) is the source of this 1169-nucleotide messenger RNA. RefSeq names its product GRAM domain-containing protein 2A-like. Gene Ontology annotation, biological process: regulation of store-operated calcium entry. Gene Ontology annotation, molecular function: phosphatidylinositol-4,5-bisphosphate binding. Gene Ontology annotation, cellular component: extrinsic component of cytoplasmic side of plasma membrane; endoplasmic reticulum membrane; organelle membrane contact site. The transcript has 12 exons. Lineage: Eukaryota; Metazoa; Chordata; Actinopteri; Elopiformes; Megalopidae. The coding region runs from base 222 to 1169 and encodes 315 amino acids. The record is from RefSeq and is a predicted model, not a curated record.
AAGUUCGAAAUCAGAGGCAGCCAGCCUUCUCCAUCUCCCUCAGUGCUUACCGCAGGGUACCGUCAACCGUUUUCCUCUCACCCGUUGUUUAAGUUUUGGUUUCUUUCUCCGUUUAAAGAUGUGGAGUUGCGUACGAUUUUUGAUAACGAACCCGCGGAAGAAAUGACGACCAGUGUGGGUUAAUCCUGCGACACCCUUACGAGAGUUAAAGGUCUCAGGCAAUGGCUGAUCAUCAGGAGACUGAGGAUGUCGGCCUCCUGCCUCCCCAGGACCUCCCGGACCCCCCGAGAGAGGAGGAUACCCAUGGCCCCCUGCAGCUCAGGCAAGGCAUUAUGCUCCAGCUCAUUGACGACCUGUCAUACGAGGAUGUGAAGAAGUGUUAUCGCGGAUCGACAGUGAGCAAAUACAACGGCCAGUACCACAAGCUGUUCCAGAGUGUGCCACAGGAGGAGAUCCUCAUGAAGGUUUACUCUUGUGCUCUCCUGAGAGACAUUCUUCUGCAAGGCCGUCUCUACAUCUCCAGGAACUGGCUGUGUUUCUAUGCUAACCUCUUUGGCAAAGACAUCAAGGUAGCCAUACCUGUAGUCUCGGUGCGGCUGGUGAAGAAACACAAAACAGCAGGUCUGGUACCAAAUGGCCUGGCCAUCACCAUGGACACUGGCCAGAAGUAUGUCUUCGUAUCCCUGUUGUCCCGGGACAGCGUGUAUGAUGUUCUCAGGAGGAUCUGUACACACCUGCAGGUGAAUGGGAAGAAGAGUCUGAGUUUGAAGCAGUAUCUGGAGGAGCCAAUCACCUUAUCUGUGGAUGAGUUCCCCGUGCGGGACGAGUUGCCGCGCGUCCUCAAAUGGAGGAGGAAGCCGCCCAUGGCGUCGGUGUCCCCAUCACUCCCUGACCUCCUGGGAAACUCCACCACCAGCCUGAGGACUGUGGACACACCCUUUCAAGCUGAUCAGCCAAUCGAGGAGACAGCACUGGAAAAAGAGAAGAACCUUCUCACAGAGCCGGUACCAGAACUGGGUCACAUGGAGUUCCAAUUGCUCAAGUUCUUCAUCCUGCUAAUCAUCCUGCUCAUUCUGUCUUCCUGUUACCUGGCAUUCCGAGUCUGCAGCCUGGAGCAGCAGCUCUCCUUCCUCAACGCAAACCUGGCCCUGCCACUUAGGGAAAGGUGA